GGAAGGAAAAGGAAAGAAAAGACACUAGAGGAAAAGCAUUCAGCCAAUCCAGGUGAAAGAUACAGGAAAAAAGAAACACGGACCAUGUCGGGAAUACAGGCAAUUCUGAUUACUUUGCUGCUGUGCCUCCUGAUUCUGUUCCUUUGGAAACAACUCCGUCCGCACAGAUCCUACCCUCCUCAGCCUCCUCAGGUUCCUGUCAUCGAAAUCCUUUGGAAAUUAGUAUACAACCUUUCCAAAGAUACUCUCAUUAAGCUCGCCGAAAAAUAUGGAAACAUUUACAUGCUGUGGAUGGGACCUGAAUCUGCAUUUGUCCUGUCUGGAUAUGAAGCAGUGAAAGAAGGGCUGAUAAACCAUGAAGAUGACUUUGCUGAUCGGCCGGUGACCCCUUUCAUGAAAGCUAUAGGAAAAGAACAGGGUAUCAUAUUGUCAAAUGGCCACACGUGGAAGCAGCAGAGGAAGUUCGGGCUAGCCACCAUGCGGAAGCUGGGACUGGGGAAGAAAGGCGUGGAGCACCAAAUAGAAGAGGAGGCCCAUCAGCUUGUUGAGACUUUUGCACGUGCAAAAGGGCAUCCAUUUGACUCUUCAGUGCCCAUCACUAUUUCCGUCUCCAAUGUGAUCUGUCCUGUGGCUUUUGGCCUUCGGUUUUGGGCUGAAGAUAAAGAAUUCCUCAAGAUGGUGGAAGCCAUUGAGUGUAUCUCAAAAUUUCCAGCUACCAUCUAUCAAAAUUUUUAUGACACUUUCCCAUGGCUCAUGAAAUAUCUCCCGGGGCCUCACAGGAAGGCACUUGCCUCCAGCGAUGUUAUACAUUCUUUUGCAAGGAAGGAGAUCGAAAAGCAUAAGGAGAAUCCGGCAGUCCACGAGCCACAAGAUUUCAUUGAUUUCUAUCUAUAUCAGAUUGAAAAAAGCAGAAAGGACCCCGACUCUACUUACAAUGAAGACAAUCUGACUCAGUGUAUUUUUGACCUCUUCGUCGCAGGAACGGAAACAACAGCCUUGACAUUGCGAUGGGCAUUGCUCCUCAUGGCAAAGCACCCAGAUAUCCAAGAGAAAGUCCAUAAGGAGAUGGAAGAUGUUUUGGGUUCCUCUCAACCUUUCAGCUAUCAAGAUUGGAAGAAGCUGCCAUAUACCAGUGCUGUGAUUCAUGAGAUCAUUCGUUCGCAAUAUAUCUUAUUAUUUGGCAUCCCCAGACAAUGUACAAAGGAUGUGAACAUAUUGGGUUUUCUCAUUCCAAAGGAGGCCCAGAUAUUCCCAGAUCUACGCUCUGCUCUUCUUGAUCCUAAGCAAUGGGAGAAACCUCAGGAGUUCAACCCCAAUCAUUUUUUGGACCAGGAUGGAAGUUUUGUAGAAAAAGAAGCAUUUCUUCCAUUUGGUGCAGGGGCCCGUGUCUGUCUGGGAGAGCAGCUGGCGAGAAUUGAGAUUUUCAUCUUCUUCACCACCCUGCUGCGGGCAUUCACCUUCCAACUGCCAGAAGGAGUAAAGGCGCUCAGCACAGAGCCUAUCCUUGGGGUAUCACUGUCUCCCCAACCGUAUAAACUCUGUGCUGUUCCCCGCUGCAGUGCAUCAUAAACUACACAGAACGUAGCUCAUUUGUUACUGCCAAUUUCUCCAGACAGAACUCUGAUGUUCCUAAUGGUUCACCUAUUAGUAUUACAUGGCAAAUGUAUCAGGAUAUGUGGUUAAUACAGAAGAGGCCAGUCGUAGGAGUGUGAUAUUGCACACAGUAAAAUAAAUCUCUCGGGAAGUAUUGCCAAAGUAAAACUUAUUUCAAUUAGAUUCUGUUCACAUUCAGGUAUUUAUUUUUAUUUAUGCUUUGGAUUUAUAUCCCGCCCUCACCGAAGGGUCAGGGCGAAACCCACCUCGGAAGAGAAAUUCCCCUCAGCGUUGCAUGCCGCUUUCACUUUCUUUGAUCAUCGGGU
Messenger RNA from Gekko japonicus, 1919 nucleotides. RefSeq names its product cytochrome P450 2J2-like. Gene Ontology annotation, cellular component: cytoplasm; intracellular membrane-bounded organelle. Gene Ontology annotation, biological process: xenobiotic metabolic process; arachidonate metabolic process. NCBI's taxonomy places the organism in Eukaryota, Metazoa, Chordata, Lepidosauria, Squamata, Gekkonidae. Gene Ontology annotation, molecular function: iron ion binding; heme binding; oxidoreductase activity, acting on paired donors, with incorporation or reduction of molecular oxygen, reduced flavin or flavoprotein as one donor, and incorporation of one atom of oxygen. Bases 85 to 1569 code for a protein of 494 amino acids. The transcript is spliced from 9 exons. The record is from RefSeq and is a predicted model, not a curated record.